Danaus chrysippus (African queen) is the source of this 639-nucleotide messenger RNA. The record is from the annotation of a GenBank genome assembly. Lineage: Eukaryota; Metazoa; Arthropoda; Insecta; Lepidoptera; Nymphalidae.
AUGUCCGAUGAAUCCGAUAUCGAAAUGAAAUCGGCGCCGAUGAAGUCCAAAAGAACACCAGCUAGUCCCACAAGUGAGAUGUUAAAAGAACCUAAGAAAUUAACAACAAAAGAAAUGAUUAGAGAAGCAUUGACUGAGUUGAGAAGUAGGAAGGGAACCUCAAUGUUCGCUAUCAAGAAAUACUUGGAACUCAAAUAUAACGUGGACGUGGAAAAAAUAAAACACAUCAUCAAAAAAUAUAUUAAAACCAGCGUUGAAGAUGGAACUAUAGUGCAGACUAAAGGCAUAGGUGCGUCUGGAUCGUUCAAAUUGGUCGAAAAGGAAAAGAAAGUUAAGAAAGAAAAGAAAGAUAAAAAAGAUAAAAAGGAAAAGAAAGAAAAAAAAGCCAAUCAAACCGAAAAAAAAGAAAAAACAAAACCUAAAACCAAAAACGAAACCAAUACGGAUGAUAAAACAAAAAAGGUAAAAAAAGAUACCAAAGAUAAAAAAGAUAAAGCCAAACGAAGUGUUAAAGAAAAGAAUGAUAAGAUUGUUAAGACUCCAGCUAAGAAGAGGGCUAUGAUGAAGAGGAAGAGCAUCGGCUCAAUCAUCAAACCACCGAAAAUGCGACCAGCUAAAGUUAAUAAGGUUUCGAAAUAA